Molecule: messenger RNA, 1128 nt
Organism: Diaporthe citri
Lineage: Eukaryota; Fungi; Ascomycota; Sordariomycetes; Diaporthales; Diaporthaceae
Exons: 1
Coding region: 1-1128 (375 amino acids)
Source: RefSeq, a predicted model, not a curated record
AUGGCUACGGGAUUUCACAAAUUCGGCCAGCUACCGCCAGAGGUUCGGAAUUCCAUCUGGGAGCUCACCCUUCCGGAGCCACGGGUGCUCGACAUCUAUCCCGCAUCGACAAACCAAAAGACUCCAGCGAGGCAGGGCUUGCGUUUCGCAAACGAAAGCACUGAGCGACCGCCUGCCGCAUCGGCUGUGUGCCGAGAGUCUCGUUCCAUCAUACUAUAUCACUACAGGCCCCUGACUCUCAGCUCAGCGACCAAAUACGUCGACCUAUCGCGAGACAUUCUCCUCCUCGAAUCCUGCCUCCUUGAGAGAGAGCUCCACCGUACGCUGCUUUUCAUGAGCAAGAUCGCCCGGAUUCGCGAUGACAUCCGCAGUAUUGCUUUCGGAACAUCCUACAGUGCAAAUCUCGGUGGCAUUUGGCACCCAUCGUUGGGCCGGGAAGCACCGAAAGCACAGACCAAGAACAGCAUGACAAAGUUUCUGCAACGGCUGUCUGUGUUCCCCAAGCUGGAGAGAGUGAUCUUUGUGCUCUAUCAGGAAGCGCAGUAUGAAGUGAUGGAGCUGCCCCGGGCGGUUGAUGCGUGGGAUGGACACUUGAGCCAGAACGCAACAUUCUACUUGGCAGGGAAGAGGCCGCCACGAGCGAGGAACAUAUUCAGCAAAGCCGCCAGUGUGCCUCGUGAGAAUCCCAGCAACACCGAAAACGACGGAACUGAGCGAGCUGGACCGACCUCGUGCACGAUGCCCUGGACGCAAGAGAAACCCGCGUGGCCGCAUGUCAACGAAUUCAGGUACUACCCGCCAGGCCCCGAUGAAGUUCUCGAAGCGCAAAAGGCAGAUGAGAAGAACACGAACUGGUAUCGUGGGCCGUGGUCGUGCACGGUGGAAGACUUGAGGCGAUUCAGAAGGGACUGGACUCGAGCGGCGGACACUGCCGUAGAGGAAUUGCAUGGUGAUGGGCCAUCUCGACAAGGGUGCUGCAAGAAAAGAGGCCGGCUCCCGGAUGACGAAGAGCAAAGACCAUACAAAAGACAGAGCAGGCUGCCACCAACGGAACGGCUCAAGCUACCCACCAUGGAGACUGCGAGUCUGCUCUGGCGGUAUGCGUUACCGACUUCCGCAAAGCUCUGA